AUGGAGAGAAACUACAAAACGCCAGACGAUAGUACUUUUUUUCAAAGUGCUCAAGGUCUUUGGCACAGUCAAGUUACGUCCCCGACAGCUUCGGUCUAUACCACCAAUGUAAACAUAACUCUGACGUCGACACCUUCCAGAACGACAACUCAUGAUGGGAUCAAUCGAAGUAACUCACAGUCGAAUUCAACAUCUUUUCAAGUACAUACAUCCAUCAGAGAAUGGUUGCCCGCUGCUACUUCAACACCACUUUGUGUAGUGUCUUCGGGAGCAAUGCAUUCUUUGAAAGAUGAAGAAAAUGAAUUGUUUGGCAAGAUAAGGCAGUCGGUUCGAGACCUUACACAACGACCCAAUCGACAAUAUCCAUUAUCUCGAAUCAUUAAAUGGGCUGUCGAUGAACUACCCAAAGUAGAACCUGUCGUCGGUGUUGUCAGUAAUUGA
This is a messenger RNA of Adineta ricciae, 441 nucleotides long. The record is from the annotation of a GenBank genome assembly. Lineage: Eukaryota; Metazoa; Rotifera; Eurotatoria; Adinetida; Adinetidae.